Molecule: messenger RNA, 1639 nt
Organism: Diospyros lotus (date-plum)
Lineage: Eukaryota; Viridiplantae; Streptophyta; Magnoliopsida; Ericales; Ebenaceae
Exons: 2
Coding region: 212-1339 (375 amino acids)
Source: RefSeq, a predicted model, not a curated record
UCGAUCGCCAAUCCGAUAAAAGCCUCCGCGAAUGGAAAGUGGAGCGAGAAGGAGAGAAAAUAGUCGCCACCCGCUCUUGAAAUUCACCUCUCCCCCUCGAUCUUCUCGCCGAUAAUCUCUGUUGCGGUGCUCAAUCGAAACCCUAGCUUCCUCGCCCUGACGCAAUCCCCGAGCUCGCCGAUAACCUCUGGUCUUCAGGUUUAUUUUGGAAAUGGCAAAGGGUACCAGGGGAAGACGCCGUGUUGCCUCACGACAGUGUAGGUCAACUCCAUAUCCAUUGCCAUCGUGCAAUCUGGAGGUAUCAGAGGACUUGAACCUGAAGAAAUGCUCAAAAAUCUUGGAGAAGAAAGACUGGGAAAAUGCGACCUGUUCCGUAUGCAUGGAGCAUCCUCAUAAUGCUGUUCUUCUCCUAUGUUCCUCUCAUGACAAGGGUUGUUGCCCCUACAUGUGUGGCACUAGCUCCCGAUAUUCUAACUGCCUAGAUCAGUACAGGAAAGCCUACACUAAAGUGAUGUCAGCCGCCCACCACGAUCAACCCUCCCAUGCCUCGGUUGAUAAUUCUUUUGGCGGUUCAGUUUCCAGUUGGCCUGUUGAGAAUUGUGAAGCAACAGAGCUUGCAUGCCCUCUUUGCCGAGGACAGGUGAAGGGAUGGACUGUCGUUGAACCUGCAAGGGAGUAUCUAAAUGCUAAGAAGAGAAGCUGCAUGCAGAAUGAUUGCUCAUUCGUUGGAACCUACAAAGAGUUACGAAAACAUGUGAGGUCAGAGCACCCUUCUGCCCGACCUCGGGAAGUGGAUCCUGCUCUAGAGCAAAAAUGGAGGCGGCUUGAGCGGGAGCGAGAACGGGAAGACGUGAUCAGCACGAUAAGGUCAUCAAUGCCCGGGGCUAUGGUUUUUGGGGAUUACGUGAUAGAAGGAAGUCAUUAUGGUUUUGAUACAGAUGAAGAAGAUGACGAAGUUUUCAAUACGGAUUUUGGGGAGAGGAACGCGGGCUUUCAACUGGGAAUUGAUAGCAAUUUGGUGAAUGUGUUUCUGCUGUUGCAUGCGUUUGGGCCAGGUGGGAACCCUGGCCAAGAGAGGGUGGCAAGACGACGUGAAAGGGAUUUGGACCGUGGGUUAGAAGGAGACGGCGUUGGACUCCGACAUACCUCACCUGUUCGUGGUUUUGAUUCCUCUGGCCGAGACAGUGACAGCAAUGACGACGGCGAUGACGAUGUUGGUGGUGAUAAUAAUCAUGUUGGCAUGUCACUUGUUCAUCGUCUUCGGCGGCAGGGCAGAGUUCUGUUGGGUCGGUCUGGAAGAAGACGAAGGCGUAGAGAAGCUGGAGGAGGCCAGAGAUGAUGAUUACAGAAACUGUGAUGAAAAGAAAAAAGAAAAAAAAAAAAAAAAGAAGUCCUUUUGGUAGGAAAAGCAUAAGAUUAUUGGACCUCCCUUUGCCUUGAGAAUUGGGAGGCAACAUAUUUGCUUUGGAUUGUGUUUUUAAAUGGGAUGUGAAAAUGAAAGGUGGAAGAAGCUUGUUUCCCACCUGUUGUUCCCUGCCGUGCCCUGUCCUGCCCUGCCUUGAAUCUUUUAACUGUUAGUACUGUAAACAUUAAUUGUAAUUCUGCAUAUUUUAUGUUAUUGUUUCUUUCAUGCUCUUAA